UGGAAUUAUUAGCAGACGGCUUGUCAGUGACAGUUUGGUUUACUGGCGAACGGUGACAGUUUCUAACUUCUGCAUGUAAACAUGGGAUUUUAUCUAUAAUCACUGCAGCACCACAAAACAAACCAUGCCGGAAGAAGGGGUAAAGGUUGCCGUCCGUGUGCGGCCCUUCAACCAAAGGGAGAAGGAUCGGAAGGCUCACCUGAUGAUAAAAAUGUCUGGUCAGAUGACCUCUAUAACAAAUCCAGAAACCCCAAGUGAAGAGCCAAAAAAGUUUUCAUUUGAUUAUUCUUAUUGGUCCCAUGAUGGAAUGGUGGAGUCAUCAGCAGGUGUGUUUGAGCCCACACCGGGAUCAAAUUAUGCCAGUCAGCGUAAAGUGUUUGAGGAUCUUGGUCAAGGUGUACUCGAUAAUGCAUUUGAAGGUUACAACUGUUCGCUGUUUGCCUAUGGCCAGACGGGCUCAGGAAAGUCCUACUCCAUGGUGGGAUAUGGUGCCAAUCGGGGUAUUGUACCAAUUACUUGUGAUGAAUUAUUUAAAACUAUGUCUACAAACGAAAAUACAAAUAAGCGAUUUGAGGUGACGUUUUCCAUGUUGGAGAUCUACAAUGAACAGGUACGGGAUCUCCUUUCUCGUGAAAACCCAAAAGGAGGACUGCAGGUCCGACAAAAUCCCAAACUAGGUUACUUCUACGUGGAAGGUCUAAAGAAAGUUCCCGUGGGAAGCUACGUGGAGAUAGAAAAGAGAAUGGACCAAGGAACGGCCAAUCGUACGGUGGCCUCCACAAACAUGAAUGCUACGAGUAGUCGCGCGCACACUGUUGUCUCCAUUACAUUUGACCAGAUCAUUAAGAACGAGUCAGGCUCGGAGACCAAAAAAAGCAGUGUCAUGAAUCUUGUGGAUUUGGCUGGGUCUGAACGGGCAGACAGUACGGGAGCGACAGGUGACAGAUUGAAGGAGGGUGCUAACAUCAACAAAUCUUUGUCGGCGCUCGGUAACGUCAUAUCAGCAUUAGCAGACCUGUCGACGGGCUCAAAGAAGAAAAUUGUCGUCCCCUACAGAGAUUCUGUACUAACAAAACUACUUCAGAAUGCUUUGGGAGGAAACAGCAAAACAAUAAUGAUAGCGGCUUUAUCUCCGGCUGACAUUAAUUACGACGAGACGUUGUCAACGUUACGAUAUGCAGACCGUGCGAAAAAGAUCAAGAACAAGGCUGUCAUCAAUGAAAACCCUAUGGACAAACUUAUCAGAGAACUCAAGGAGGAGAAUGACAGGUUAAAGAAAGCUAUGGAGUCAGGCGGGAUGAUCGAGGGAUCCGCUGGAAUGAGUCCAGAAGAGUUGGAGCGAAUGAAGAAAGAAAUGGAGGAACAAAUCCGUGCCCAGCUGAUGGCUAACCAGGCUAUGUUGUCGGAGAACGACUCCAAAGAGGACUGGGAUGCAAAGUUGAGAGCUGCUCAGUCUGAGACGGACGAACUGAAGGGCGUAGGAUCUCAGAGCACACGAAGGUCUAAGGAUCCAUAUCUAAUCAACCUUAACGAGGAUCCCAUGUUGUCAGGAGUCAUCUGUCAUUUCCUCGACUCCGACAAGACAACAGUCGGUCGGAAGGAUGCUAAGCCUCUUCCUGAUGUUUGUCUCAGUGGUCUAAGUAUUCAAAAACUACAUGCAAUAAUCACCAACAAAAACGGCAACAUAGAAAUAUCACCUGCUCCAGGGAGUGCUUCAAAAACCAAGGUCAACGGCCUUCCACUCAGCGAUACCAAGGUGCUCUCUCACAAAGACAGAAUCCUGUUUGGGUCAAACCACAUGUAUGUGAUAAUGAACCCAAAGAUGACAGAUACCGCUGAUAAAAACUUACCCAACACCAUCGACUGGGACUUCGCUCAGAAGGAAAUUGCUGAAAUCAAAGGAUUUGCUACACAUUCUUUAGGUCUCACAAAAGAUCAAAUGAUAGCUCAAGAACAGGUCCUGGAGAUGCUGCCAAUGGUGUCGGAGGUGAAUGCAGUUUCCGAGGAGUUGGACAAAAGAAAAUCUUUUGAGGUUGUGUUGAUAUCGGCAGCAGCCCAAGAAGGAGUGGAUGUCAGCUCCAACAACGGGACAAGAUAUGAUGAGGGAUCUGCGGUGAGAGUUAUGGUGAAAAUGACCAAUUUGCUCAACAGCAAUACUUGGCUGUGGCAGCGUGGAAAGUUCCUCAACAGAAGGUACCUCAUACAGGAUCUGUACCAGCGAUUCCUGGAUGGAGACGAUUUAUCCAAGGUUUCCAAAGAGGAGGAUCCGUUUUGGGAGCCUCCCGAGGAGGUUCUCAUUGGAACAGCGAAUGCCUUUCUCCAGUCCCUGUCAUAUGCGCUAGAUUUUGAGGAUCAGCUCAUGAUCACGGACUACAAAGGCCAAGAGGAGGGAACUCUAGCGGUCACAGUGACACCAUGUGAUGCUAAAGGCAAGCCUGCGGAUGAAGAAACUUUCGUCGAAGAUCCUACUGAACAACUCAACAAACCUUUCUAUUUCAAGGUGGUGGUGGGAAAAGCUGAAAUUAACAAAAGCAGAUUUUCCAGAGGAAUACGUGUACAGUUUGCAUUACCAUUUUCAAACAAGAAGGAGCCAGAAGUUGUGCAAACACAGGUUAUGAAAAACACUUUAAGUCCAGAGUUUAAAUUUUCAAAGGUGUUGUCUAUAAACAAAGUGCAGAAAAAGCAUUUAGAAUUCUUUGACCAUGGAUGUUUGACUUUCUAUGUGUUUGGUAUGCAAGAGGAUACACUGCCUGAACCCAACUUGUCCAAGCUCACAACCAAGGAACUAAGGCAGAGGAACAAUAUGAAAGAGAACGCGGACACCACAGUACGCAGAAAGACGUUGUUUGGUAACGACAUCGCCUCGGACCAGUCUCACCUAAAGGCCGAGGUUGUCUUACUUCAGCGGAAACACGACAGACUGGUACAGAAGGAGAGACGAAUACAGGAAAUCUGUAAGGAGUGGGAAAAGAAACAGGAGUCAGAACGGCAGUUUGAUCCUUUCUACCGGGCCGUGUCAGCAGCUGCAUUCAGCACAGGGACGAGACUCAAGACGCGGGUACAAAUGCUCAACCAGAUGUUACGGUUACAAAAAGCAGUUAAAAAGGAUGACACUAGCGUCUCCCCACAAUUAAACUCCCCCGUGGUGCCCCCAAUUCUCCGAACAAGCGCUGCUCCUGGCAGCAUAUCCCGUCAGAAAACCAUGGAUCCAUCCAUCGUUUUACAAGGUCAAAAAUUUGUGCGCUCUUUGAAAACAGGCAGUGAUCUUUCAAACAACAAGCCAGCAGGGGGUGGGAUGAAGCGGCCAACUUCUGCGGGAGGUAACCGAAGUGAUGGUAGCAAGGCAUGUGUCAUCCAAUGAGAAGCUAGCUAACAAUCAGCAAGUACUGUCAUAUGCCAGCCAUUACGAUUGGAUAAAUCUCUGCUUCUCUAGAACUGCUGGAUUCAAAGAUGAUCAGCAUUGGACAAGAUGAGAAGAAUUUCGAUGAAAAAACUGGUUACUAUGGAAAUAACAUAUAGGUCCAUGUUAAUUAUGUUUCAAUGUAAUGGUGAAAAGGGAAAUUGAGAUGAAAAAUUUAUAAUUGUCAGUCACAAGGGUUUAAGACAAAAAUUGUUUUUUAUUCAUUUAUAGCUGGAUUGUUAUAAUCACAGUAAAUUUGGAAGUUUCUAUAGUUCAAAAGUGAAACUUGAAAUGUUCAAUUUUGUAUAUUUAAAUCAUUAAAUAUGAAUUUACUUUGGAUUUAUAAAUCCAUUGUUUCCUUGACUGUGCACAGUACAUGAGUAUUACACAAACAGUUUUAGGUGAGGACUAAGGUAAACAAAAAACAAACAAGAAAUAUCUUUAAAAAAGAUUAACGGCAAAAUUUUAAUGUUGGUGGUUAAAAUGUAAAACUGCUGGUGAAAUAAAUCAACGAACUAAUGCGUUUCAGCACGGAUAACACA
Pecten maximus is the source of this 3942-nucleotide messenger RNA. Its product is annotated as kinesin-like protein KIF28P. Gene Ontology annotation, biological process: microtubule-based movement; cytoskeleton-dependent intracellular transport. The record is from RefSeq and is a predicted model, not a curated record. Gene Ontology annotation, molecular function: microtubule motor activity; ATP binding; microtubule binding. Gene Ontology annotation, cellular component: kinesin complex; microtubule. The transcript is spliced from 27 exons. NCBI's taxonomy places the organism in Eukaryota, Metazoa, Mollusca, Bivalvia, Pectinida, Pectinidae. The coding region runs from base 125 to 3361 and encodes 1078 amino acids.